Messenger RNA from Porites lobata, 6139 nucleotides. The record is from the annotation of a GenBank genome assembly. NCBI's taxonomy places the organism in Eukaryota, Metazoa, Cnidaria, Anthozoa, Scleractinia, Poritidae.
AUGAAGGCCGGUCCAGUUAUAGGGCCCUUCGUUUUUUCCUUUUAUAUGUUACAAAGCGUUUUUCAGUAUUUUAAAGGAAAAUGUAGGGGAAAAAGGUAAGAAAGUAUCUUCUUGCUUUUCUUUUGAAGACAAAGAAUCCGUUUUCGCGAUUAGAGUUAAAAGCAGUUUCAAGGCCAACUGAGAUGAGGCGCCUCUUGAUCGGUUUCAAUAAAAGGAUAAUGCAACGUGGACAAGCUACUAAAACACUUAAACAGAAGAAGGAGAACUAUUCCUGAAGCAGUAUUUAGAAACUUGUAUUUUGGGUCAAAAAGAUCGUGCAGCUUUCGGUAAUUUUUUACUUAUUGGUAUUUACUGUAAGUUGUCGGUUUUCGAAAACAAAAAAAUAUCGUCCAUGGUAACCGUUUGUAAUAAUCUUGGUGCUGACCUUAAGGAACGCAGUGUUUGUGAGAGCCUGCCUUCACUUUGGUCAGCAGCUGAGACGCAGACUCGUUCCCAGUCGUCGGAAGAUCGCGCUCCGUUCCAAGCCUCCUCGUUUUAUUUGGAUAGCGCGAACUGACCUGGGGACGAGGCUAGCUCGGGCGUGAAACAGGAGUGCGCGCGCGUGCUGCCUCACGCAAGCAAAUAACUGAUAACCGAAUUAAAUUUUCCAGGGUUUUUACUUUGUCAGUGAGAUUACAAGACAUUUCUAGUGCAUCAAAUUUUGUAUUCGAAACUUAAAGCUAUUUUAGAUGAAAUAUGAUCUGUAGCUAAUUGUGUUGUGUCUAUUUUUAUUAUCAGAGAAGUUGCAACGAGUGAAAUUAAAAUUCAAGAAUUAAAGGAAAAAGCGCCAGUGAAAAUAGAACAGGAAAGUCAAAAAGUAAGCUUAUGUUUACUGCAUGUUAUGAACAACCCACUUUAAGUUAUUCUUGCAAACAAGUUUUUGUGCCAUUCAUUAACUCCCUUAUUGGAUUAUUGACUGUGUGUGGGCCUGUCUGCAAUGAGGCUUAGAAAUACUGAUUUUUUCUUUAAUAUUUAUGAGGUUUUUGGAACUUGACGGUCCAUGUAACAAAUAAAACGGAAGAAUAAAUAAAACAAAUAAAACGGAACAAAACAAAUAAAACGGAAGAAAGUGAGUAAAAUAAUUAUGAAAGCAGUCGAUAUCAGUUAUAAAUCUAUUCUCUCCCAUUUUGAAGUUUCAUUUACAAAACUAGACACUUUCAAGUUAUAUAUAGUAAAACGCCAAGUCGGCUCGUGUUCAAUACUCAUUUCAUAGUCUGAUUUAUAACUUAUUUCAUUCAUCUUGAUUGACUAGUGCCCCGUUAAACGUAGAAGAUCAGAAGAGCAGUUAGACAACAUUAAGACAAAGAAACAAAGAAAGUCGAUCUCACUGUAUAAACUUAAAGCCAUCAAGAUGAUUGGUGAGGGAGCGUUUGGAAAGGUGAGAGACUGUCAUAAGGAUCAAACAAUAAUCACAAACAAUUCGUAAUAUUAAUUUUUACAACAUUUAGAGUAACUUUCGGCGGAUCACCGCCCUACAGUGGCGAGUAUCUCGUGGUCAAAAACUAGCGAUUUAUCAAUUAGUUGAUUAAUCAAUUAAAUAAGUAAUUAUCUAUUUAUUAAUUUCAAAACUCUGUUAAAGAAGUUGAAAGGCUUUGUUUUCUUUCGUUUUUGCUAAGGGUACGCUCUAUUAAUUACCAAAUAAGCGAGCAAAGGUGAAUAUGAUAUACACACUGUGUAAUUCCUUCUUUCUCCAAAAAGUGGAUGAUAUCUGGGGCUAUUUUUCCAGUAAGAAGUAACUUGAAGUUCUUUGAAAAAAAGACCGGUAAUACCGCGCCUAUCAACUGCUUCAUCUGAAAGUUUGUUCAAUUCCAAAAUAUCUGCAAUGUUUUUAUAGGUUCGUCUUUGUGUGGACCGUCGCACCAAGAGACAAUACGCGGUAAAGCAGAUAAUUGAACCUGACCCAAGCAGUGUGGAAGAGAAAGUAUUGAGCUUAGCCUCGUCCAGUCCUUUCAUAACAAGACUUUGUGAAGAAGUUGAGAACCCGGUAUGAUACUUUUAAAAAUUGUACGAACAUUUUUACUCCUUCUACCCCCGGUAUAAACUCCCACUCCCGCCCGUCCGCCCAGGUGGAAAAAACGGCCGGCCAAUUACAUUUAAAGCAUAUCGACAUCUUGACGAACUUGAAGGAAAUCAGGGGACUACAAGCCUUCCGAAAGAUUGUGAAUUAUACCUGUGCUAUAAGGCUUGAGUGAGGCGUUUGUGGUCGAGCGUUAACACCUCAAACUCUGGAUCUGAAGGUCCGAGGUUCAAGCCUCGCCAGUCGCGUUGUUUCCCAAGACAAGGAACUUUACUCCACUUUGUCUCUCUUCACCCAGAUGUAUAAACGGGUGCUAGCGACAUACUGCUGGGGGGUAACCUUGCGAUGGACCAGCAUCCCGUCCAGGGGGGAGAAGCAAUACUCCUAGGCUUGCAUCAUGCUUCGGAAACCGGUAUAAACUCCGACGGUAUGGGUCUUUGGCUCGUGUACGCCUUUACCUAUAACGGCUCCACUGGGCAUUUCUCUCUGUGCCUCAUGAUCUUUCUCAAUUUUGUUCACUAUAACCCAAAAAGAAAAUAGUAUGUUAUGGGUCAACUAAUAGCUUCUUUGUAUUUUCAUAUUAUAGUACCCUGGCCAUUUCAUUAUACUAGAGUUCGUUGAAGGAGGAGACCUUUUCACUGAAUUGGAUGAGAAUGGAUGGCUCAGCGAAAAUCGAACUAGGUAAUCAUACUUCCAUACCAAAGUUUUCGAGAUGCUGUUGAGAAAACAGUCUAUAACGAGACAAUGAAAGAAAACAGGACAGAAUUUAACACAUUUGGUGAAGUUUUCCUUUUAAACCGAAUACCUGCUAACACUUUAGUAAGAGACGUUCCAUGGACUACCCCUGUGGACCACGCCUAAUUUUCGUAGAUGAAUUUAACCAGAGGUCUAAACACAUUUUUGGAACCUUAAAUGGACGAAAAUGUGGUCAGUUUUUAUUUUCAGUGGUAGGGGCUCCUCAUAUUUUACACUCGCUUUCUUUUUUUUCAAUUCCAUACCAAUUGGAUGGGUUCGUUUUAGUCUGGUGAAGGAGUCAACAUAUUUUAGAGGGGCAGAAGUAUGGAGGAAGUAGUAUCCUAUGCAGUUUGUUUCGUGUUCCUGUUGUGUGAAAAUCGAACCAAAAACAGCUGUGUAUGAGACUAAGGACGAAAUAUUGUUUCUCCUCCCAGGCUUAACCAAACCCAUGAUUGGAAUUCAGGAAAAAUUUGAGCAAGUGUAUAAUAUGAGGAACCUUUAAUCCUGAUAAUAAAGACGCAGUUUCAUCCAUUUAAGGUUCCUAAAUCUCGUUUAGACCUCUAGCUGCUAAAGAUUCAGCUUCAAAAAUUAGGGGUGGUCCGCGGGAGUAGUCCAUGGACCGGGUCCACGAAGAGGUCAACGGACUGGGUCCGCGGAGAUGGUCCAUGGACCGGGGGUCAUGUUUUGUAUACGUCCAUAUACGCUUAGUCAUUCAACAAAGCGUUAGUUACAGUUUCGUUAGGAAUCGAACUAUGAACUAUAAGCUAUCAAUUGAGGUCAUUUAAUCUUGCUAAUGAGACGUAGUAUUUUACUUAAAACAUCAUAUUGCUUGUCGUUUUGUUUUAGGUUUUACACUGCUGAGAUCAUCGCUGGAUUGCAAUUUCUACACCAAAAAGGUGUCAUUCACAGGUGAGCAGAAAUAUGAGAAAUAGCUGAAAUUCACACUUGGUGGGUGAUUUCGAUCACUUGCGUAUUAAUAUGGCAACGAUGAAAAAAAACCAAUGAAUUGAUACCGUCGGACCUUUAUUUUGCGGCCUCCUAAACGGCCAACAGUUACGUACAUCGGGCAUCGUGGGGGGGCGGGGGGAGGGACAAAAAUCGUCAGCCGUAAAUCACAUGAAGUAGGUGAUCGUUUGCUAGAUCAUUGUCUAUCAUGACAGGACUCAGCGCUCUCUAAGGUCCUUGUAUGGGUGAAGAAAGUUAAAUUUAUAAUUAUGCGGCUAUUUAUCCCUUUUCCUCGAAGACUACGGUUGCAUCUCUUUUGGCUCAGUUUACCUAAAAAUCAAUGCCUUUAAUAUUUGCGUAAAUUUUUAUUUAUCCUAUGACAGGGACUUGAAACCUGAAAACAUUUUGCUGACCAAAAAUGGGCACAUCAAAAUCAGUGAUUUCGGAUUGUCCGCUAUCAUCGAUCCAGUUACACAGGAAAAGAUUAUCAACGCAGAAAUUAUCGGGACACCUCUUUACAUGGCUCCUGAGGUAAACCAUGGUACUGUAGCGUUAGUUAAGGGGGAAGUAUGGUUAAAAGCAUUAUUUUUCGUUGAUUUCCACCACUUCUCCUAAAUAUCAUUCAAUCAAAAAAUGACUCAAUUAUGUUGCAGUCCUUAAUUCACAAUUAUUUUUGAAUUUUUGGAUGAUUUUUCGAAUAUUUUUACCCUAUAAAAUUUAGGGGGGAAGAUGUUUAAAAUUUUGGGAAAAUGGGAAAAUAUUAGAUUUGGGGUUGUUAAAAACUGAAAUAUGAAGUUAAUAAUUAGUAGACAAUUACCAGAUAGUCCACCACCACAACAAGGUGCCUCUGAUCCCAUUAGCGGAAUAACUGGUACACCUAUUCUUACUAACCUAAUCAACAUCAUCUCCCAAAAAACAAACCGUAAUUCCCCCUUAAGCCCUGUGAACCAAGUGUCUAAAUCAGUUUCUCGUGUAGCUUCUUGGUCAAUAACUCAGUAUUUUAUCCCAGAUCUAUGACCCAUUUCAGAACCACCAUCCAAAAUAUCCCUGGGCCUGAUAUCCUGCUUUUUACUUACUGAAUCAGUGCCGAUAAUUAACGCUAAAACAAAUCUUUAUACAGGCUAUUAAAUACGAUGUUUUCUUGUACGAGAUCAGAUAUGUUACAGGUUAAAUUUGGUUUCAGGUUAAUUUUGAUUUGAGCUAGCUUGGUUAAAUCUCAAUUUUCUUUGUAUCCUCGCUCUAAUUCAUGAAUAAUUAGGGACAUGAAACAAAGCAAAUAGAGAACCAACCUACGUUAAAUAAUUUUAACCUGAAUAUAAUUUUGACCUGUAACAUAUAUACUAAUGUUAGAUACACUGGAAGAAGGAAGAGCUGUUCAGUUUCCACAAAGCUAACAAUACACGACAUGAUCUACUCAUUAAAAAAUCACAAACCUCGUAGUAAGAUCUUUUGCUUAGGAGAAGCUCGACUUGUUUUCAUGGAAUAACAUCUUAUCGUGCUGAUGUUAGCUUAGUGCAAGGUGUUAUUUGUUGCAGAUUAUCUUACAGGACCCAUACGACGCUUGUGUGGACUGGUGGGCUCUUGGAGUCAUGGUGUUUACGAUGCUCACUGGAAUGGUUUGUAUUUCAAAUGUUAUUUCAGUUAUCUUGUUCUUAACACGAAAAAGGUGAAACUGAACUUAGACUAUGAUGAUGGUAACCUACUUAGUUAACAAUGUUAUCCUUUGUGUGUACAUUUCAGAUGCCGUUUGAUGCUGAAUCGGAGGAUGAGUUAUUUGAUUUGAUCGUAUAUGACUACCCACAGAAACCGGACAAAAAAACAUUGUCUGAGCUGUCCAUUGACGCCACUGAAUUGUUCCUACACGUAAGUGUCAAAUACAUAAAUCAUACAUGAAAGGUUAUAUUCCCUUAUUUUUUUACAUGUACCAAAAUUAUUUAUUGUCAGUCGAUAUCAAUAGAGGCCACACUUAGUGAAAAAGUCCAAAGAUUGACUGCCUUCUCCCCGGGGUAACUGCUUCCCAUAACGGAUUAUACAGGAAGGCUGCUCCACCAGAAAGGGUUUCCUUUUUUAGGAUUCAGGUAUAUUGAAGGGUAGAGAAAUCGUUUUUAUGUUGGAAUGAGUGAAGAACAAAUAUGACUAGACUAAAACUAGGUCAACGUUAACUUCCGUUACGGAGUAUCAUAAAAGCCUAACAUUUCAAAAAACAAAGGUCUCUGAGUUGAGAUUAAAUACCGGUAUUACAAGACAUAUCACAUUUUUGGAUGUUUUCAGUUACUAGAGAAAUAUCCACAAGACCGUCUCGGGUAUAAAGGAGGCGAUUACCCCUGGAUCAGAGAUCAUGCUUUCUUUCACGGUUUUGACUGGAACAGACUGGAGGCAUUGGAACUCGACCGCCCACCUUGA